AUGGCGCGCCCGCGCAUCCCCCAUCUCUAUGGCAUCCUCCAGUUCUGCCUACGCCUGACCCUCGUCGUGUUCGAGGUAUGCGCCCUCGCAGCGCUCAUCAUGCUCUCGCGCUACGGGUUCGACUUUCCCAUAGGAUAUGUCGCGUCCGUCUCAGGCAUCGUCUACUCCAUGGCCGAGAUGGUCACCCUCGCCAACUCCACCGGCCAGAUCCCGCGCCUGCGCACCGGCGCCCUCGUCGUCGGCGACUUCAUCCUCUUCGUCCUCGGCCUCGUCGCCUUCUUCUACUUCAUUAUCCUCAACGGCUGGCGCACCGGCAGCCCCCACCGCGAGUACAAGGCCUGGCGCGACGACCCCCUGCGCGUUGAGAAGGCCACCUGGGCCCCCUGGUACAUGUGGCUGCAGCUCAUCGCCGCCAUCCUGCAUUUCCUCUACAUGGUCAUGCACUGCGUCGAUGCCUGCAAGGAGGGCAGCCCGCAACAGCAGCGCAGGCGGCAGGAGAGGCGGCGGCAGAGGGCGUUGCUGAGGGAGAGGGAACGAGAGAGGGAUCCAGAGGUUGCGCAAGUUGUGACACAGCCGGCUGGGACUACGACUACGACGACAAGCUGA
This is a messenger RNA of Colletotrichum siamense, 606 nucleotides long. RefSeq lists its product as uncharacterized. NCBI's taxonomy places the organism in Eukaryota, Fungi, Ascomycota, Sordariomycetes, Glomerellales, Glomerellaceae. Bases 1 to 606 code for a protein of 201 amino acids. The transcript is spliced from 2 exons. The record is from RefSeq and is a predicted model, not a curated record.